UUUUUCUUCUUUUUGAACUUACAAAGUUACAUCAAGAAUUAGUUAUCUCAGUGUUUGAUUCCGAUGGUGAAUUCAUUUUAAUUGAAGCUGCACACCACCUUCCAUCCUGGCUUCAGCCAGAUACCUCUAAGAAUAGAGUUUUUAUUAGUGAUGGUCGUUUGCAUAUAAUUCCCUUUCCCACGACAAUAGAGGAGUUGACACACUUACCUGCAAUUUUCCCCUCUAUAAAUGAAGCUAUAAACUUAAUUAGAAAUCCUGCUGUGCGUACCCUCGCUUCUGAGGCUAUACAAGAAGCCAUUCUUUCCCAUCUAGCUGAGUCUGAAUUGCAGAUGAAAGAUAGUCUGCACUUUGUAAAUUGCUUUUUGCCCAAAGCAAUCAUUAAUCUACUUGAUAAAGAAGAGCAACUGAUAAGCAAAGCAGUGGAAGCCUUCUGUCACAAAGAUCCCACUGAUGUUAAGACAAUGAGAAGGAAUUUGCAGUUCCCGGUUUGCUUCGAGGAUCGCUCACCACUACGCGGCCGCUAUUACAAGGCACAUAUGACGAAGUGCAUGUAUGCACAGUUGGACUCUCAAAAGUGCCCUCUGCCGGCUUCGGUUUCUGCUUUAAUUUCGAUGAAUAGCCAAGAGAUCCGUCUUGCGCACAGUAUGGGAAUGAAAAUAACGUACGGCUUCGAAAUAUUGUAUUCACGGGGUCCUAGGAUGGGCCCAUCAAAAAAUAAUGCUACAUUUGAGAGUGCAGCCUUUGAUGCAUUUUUGAAGUACUUGGAAGAUCGUGGCUACUUCAAGGGAGAAUUAAAAGGCUCCAAGCUUCACACCAAGUUGCUCAAUUCUGCCAAUUCUUAUUUUAGGGAGUUUUUGCGUGCGAAUCUUCCGCGCAAACCUCGAGAUCUUGAGCCUUCUUUGUCCCAAGUGGAUGUUUCUCAGCCUUGCGAGAAAGGGCAUUUGAGGAUAGAAGAGCUGAGCCCUGGCAGUUCUAACUCUUGGCUUGAAAUUUCUCCCCAGCAGCUGAAUGCUCUCUGGGAAAAGCGUUUGGGUGUCAAAAUCCUCGAUGGCACCGAGAAGGCGCCUUGUGUUGUGGCCAAUUCCGUGCACUCGUUUGUAGGCGGGACCUCUUCUCACGAGGGCGCUGAACCAACAGAAAAUAUAGACGAGCCGAAUAAACAAAAAAUAGUGGAUUGCCUUCGUUCGCUUUUGGAGUUUGAUAAUAGUUACACUAAUAGUAAUGACGAGCUGCUUACCGACGAGGACAUACUUGACGAAAAUUGCAGCGAUGACUUUUCUUCCAGCGAAAUUCGGCAGUAUUACGAAGCUAUGGACGCGGAGUUGGAAACAACUAAUCUCUCUAAAAGCUUUUUGAAAACUGGAGACAUUUUGGCAGGUCAUAGCUACGAAGACGAAGAAACAGACUUGAAUUUUAAUUUAGUUAAAAACUUUUUUGAAUCGUACAGCUCUCAGCAGGGUGACUCCGGGCCAGUGGGAAACCUUUUAAGCUCACUGGGCUUUCUCCCGCCACCCGACGACCCUUCCAGCAACCUUGACUAG
Zophobas morio is the source of this 1541-nucleotide messenger RNA. Its product is annotated as protein ecdysoneless homolog. Bases 330 to 1541 code for a protein of 403 amino acids. The transcript has 14 exons. Gene Ontology annotation, cellular component: nucleus. Lineage: Eukaryota; Metazoa; Arthropoda; Insecta; Coleoptera; Tenebrionidae. The record is from RefSeq and is a predicted model, not a curated record.